Molecule: messenger RNA, 972 nt
Organism: Aspergillus chevalieri
Lineage: Eukaryota; Fungi; Ascomycota; Eurotiomycetes; Eurotiales; Aspergillaceae
Product: PP2C family serine/threonine-protein phosphatase
Exons: 5
Coding region: 1-972 (323 amino acids)
Biological process (GO): protein dephosphorylation
Molecular function (GO): protein serine/threonine phosphatase activity; cation binding
Source: RefSeq, a predicted model, not a curated record
AUGGUCACAAUCCAAGCCGUCGGCGCAGCAAGCGCAAAAGGAACCCGCCCCUACCAACAAGACACCUACACCCUCCUCCCCCCAGACCAAUUCCUCCCCGAAUCCGAUCCCAAUCUCGCCUUCUUCGCCGUUUAUGACGGGCAUGGCUCAGAAAUCGUCUCCAACCACGCCUCCCAGAACCUCCCCUCCCUCCUUUCACAAUCCUUAACAUCCACAUCCACAUCCACAUCCACAUCCUUGACCCCCGAGAGCUACGAAAACGCAAUAAAACAAGCCAUAUCCUCCGAAGAACAAUUACUAGUCCAGGAGUUCAAGAACGGAGAGGCAGACUACGCCUUCGCUGGCUCGACACUUGCGCUUGUAUUACUCGAUUUAAAGAGUGGUACCCUUGUUGUUGGGGAUUUGGGGGAUUCGAAGGUUUUUCUGGGUACCCUCGGUGGUAAUGAUGGUGAUCAGGUUGAAGAUGUGAAAUGUCUAACAAAAUCACACAAACCCUCCUCUCCCGAUGAAAAACAUCGUAUUGAAAAUGCAGGCGGGAUGGUUCUCCCGGAUCAGCAUGAGAUACCGCGGAUCGGAGCGUUGAAUAUGUCCCGCGCCCUCGGCGACCUACAGUAUAAAACGCCGUUUACGAAUCUCUCUGUCACGAAUCCCGAGACUAAUGAGGAGAAUCCGCUUACGAGAGAGCAAGCUCGUGCGGGGGUGGAACCUUCUGAGCAGCAAGGCGACUUUCUCUCCUCUGAACCGGAUAUCACGCGCGUUAACCUUCGACAAGGAAAAAAGUACAUGUUGGCACUGGUGUCGGACGGGGUUAGUGAUAGCCCGAAAGUAGAUGAUGAGGGGUUUAUCCAGAUGCUGGCAAAUGGAUUCAACAGCGGAAUAAGAGGAGAAGCGGUUGUUAGGGAGGUUAUAAACGAGGUGGUUGAAGGAGUUGAGAGUGAUAAUGCGACCUGUGUGGGUCUAUUACUACAAUAG